AUGGAGAGCCUCCCGCAGCCGCCGUCCCCAUCUCCGUCCCCGCCGCCCGCCGGCGGCGGUAGCAGUAACGGCAGGCGGCGGCGGGUCGCCCCGUCCGGGCCCCCGCACCUCCUCCACCGCCUCCUGCUCCCUGACGAAAGGGAGGAUGGAGAGUUGGAGGAAGGGGAGCUGGAGGAUGACGGGGCUGAGGAGCCCCAGACCACCGCCUCGGGGGGGCACGAAAGAAGCCGCAAGGACAAGGGGGAGAAGCACCCCAGUGACUCGGACGAUGAGAAGGCCCACCGGAGGAUGAAGCGGAAGCGACGGAAAGAACGGGAGAAAGAGAAGAGGCGGUCAAAGAAGAAGAGGAAAUCCAAACACAAGCGCCAUGCGUCGUCCAGUGACGACUUCUCGGACUUCAGCGAGGACUCUGAUUUCAGCCCAGCGGAGAAGGGGCACCGAAAGUACAGGGAGUACAGCCCCCAGUAUUCUUCUUCCCACCAGCAGUACUCCUCCUCUCACAAUGCCCCACUGCCCAAGAAGAGCUACUCGAAAAUGGACAGCAAGAACUACCCCAUAUAUGAGGACUACCCCAGCGAGCCUUUCGCAGAGUAUGACGGUGAAGGGGAGGACGAGGAACUGGCCAAGGAGGACUACGAUGACUUCGCCAAGGAGCUGAACCAGUACCGGCGAGCCAAAGAGGGCAGCAGCCGGGGCCGAGGUGUCCGAGGCCGCGGAAGGGGCUACCGGGGGUGCCGAGGAGGCCGAGGUGGGUCCCGCGGCCGAGGAAUGGGCCGAGGUGGCCGCGGCAGGGGGCGGGGGUCCAUGGGCGGAGACCACCCUGAAGACGAAGAGGACAUGUAUGAUGAAGAGAUGGAGUAUGGAGACAACGAGGAGCCCAUGGGAGAUGAGGAUUACGACGACUACUCGAAAGAGCUGAACCAGUACCGGCGGUCCAAGGAGGGCCGGGGGCGAGGGUUAAACCGAGGCCGGGGCCGGGGCCUGAGGGGCCGAGGGAAAGGCCUGGGGAGAGGCCGGGGCCGCGGCGGGGGCCGCGGCAUGAAUAAAGGCGGCAUGGAUGACGACGAUUACUAUGACGACGACAUGGGCGACGGCGGCGGGGGCUAUCGGAGGAACGACCAUGACAAGCCUCACCAGCAGGCAGACAAGAAGGGCAAAGUCAUCUGCAAGUACUUUGUGGAGGGCCGCUGCACCUGGGGAGAACACUGUAACUUCAGCCACGACAUCGAGCUGCCAAAGAAGCGGGAACUGUGCAAGUUUUACAUCACCGGCUUCUGCGCCAGGGCUGAGAACUGCCCAUACAUGCAUGGUGACUUUCCCUGCAAACUGUUCCACACCACGGGCAACUGCAUAAACGGGGACGACUGCAUGUUCUCCCAUGAACCCCUGACGGAGGAGACCCAGGAGCUCCUGGACAAGAUGCUAGCCGACGACGCCGAAGCCGGUGCAGAAGAUGAGAAGGAGGUCGAGGAGCUGAAGAAACAAGGCAUCAACCCCCUCCCCAAACCUCCCCCCGGCGUGGGUCUCCUGCCCACACCGCCCCGCCCUCCCGUGCCCCCGGCUCCCACGUCCCCCAACGGCCGGCCCCUGCCCGGGGGCCCCCCGCCCCCACCUCCGCCCCCCCCCCCGGGCCCGCCGCAGAUGCCGCCGCCCCCACACGAGCCGCUGUCCCCGCAGCAGCAGGACAUGUACAACAAGAAGAUCCCGUCUCUGUUUGAGAUCGUCGUGCAACCUACCAGGCAGCUGGCUGAGAAGCUGGGCGUGCGGCAUCCCGGCGCCCAGCCUUCCCACUUCCCCAGCCCCGGGGGGCCUUCCGGGCCGAACGUGGGUCCCGGGCCGAUGCAGGGACCAGUGCACCCGGACAUGCACUCGGACAUGCACCCGGACAUGAAUCCGGACAUGCACCCAGAUAUGCACCCGGACAUGCACCCGGACAUGUCGAUGGGUCCCGGCAUGAACCCCGGGCCCCCCAUGGGCCCUGGGGGCCCUCCGAUGAUGCCCUAUGGACCCGGGGACUCCCCCCACUCAGGAAUGAUGCCGCCCAUCCAGCCUGCGCCGAAUUUCUAUGAGAACUUCUACCAACAGCAAGAGGGCAUCGACAUGGACCACAGCAUGAUGGGGGGCGCAGUUCCAGGGGACUAUGGCCAUUACGACGAGAUGCAGGACGAGGGCCAGGAGCACAUCUUCCCGGAGCCGCCGCUGGAGCCUGACGGCUUGCCCGAGGGAGGAUCGGCUGCGAUGCCCAAACCGGCGGGCGGCAUCCCCGACUUCCUGCCGUCCGCCCAGAGGGCCCUGUACCUGCGCAUCCAGCAGAAGCAGCAGGAGGAGGAGGAGCGGGCCAGGAGGCUGGCCGAGAGCAACAAGCAGGAGCGGGACAACGAGGAAGGCGACACAGGCAACUGGUACUCCAGUGACGAGGACGAGGAAGGCGGCAGCAGCGUCUCCUCCAUCCUGAAGACCCUGAGACAGCAGUCGUCCAGCAGGGCCCAGCCGGGCAGUGGGGAGUGUGGCGGCAGCCCAGGCCCGGCGUCCACCGUGGGAGACCCCCGCCUGCAGAAGGGGGGCCCGCCCCUGGGCAGACCCGCCGACCCCCGCCUCUCCAGGGACCCCCGCCUCUCCCGUGGCGGCGGCGGCGCCGACUGCCCCGGGGACAUGGGCCCCACGGACCCCCGGCUGGCCCGCCACGCUCCCUCCGCCCCCCGGCCUGAGCCCGCCCCGGCCGCGGCCCUGUCUGCCGCGGCGGCCCUGGGCCCUGACGAGGAGGAAGGGGAGCGGGCGCUGAGGGAGAAGCCGGUGCCCAUCCCCCUGGACGCCCUGCCCGGCCACCCGCAGCGUGACCCGCGCUCCCAGCUGCAGCAGUUCAGUCACAUCAAGAAGGCCGUGACGCUGGGCAAGCCCAGCUUCUCCCGGACGGUACUGUGGAGCCCCGAGGACCUCAUUCCCCUGCCCAUCCCCAAGCAGGAGGCCGCCCCCCUGAGCGCCCUCGACCCCAGGCUCAACCGGGCUCCCCCCGCUGCCGCCCCAGGGCCUUCCGACCCCCGGCAACGCGGGGCGGCCCCCGCGGGGGCCCCGGAGGCUGGUACCUCCCUGCCCGACUUCGAGCUGCUGUCUCGGAUCCUCAAGACGGUGAACGCGUCCGGCCCCUCGGCCUCCGGCCCCCCGGGCCCCGGCGACAAGCCGAGCGACCCCCGCACCCGCAAGGCCCCCGCCGACCCCCGGCUCCAGAAGCCGGCGGACGCGGCCUCCCGGGCCCCGGUGCCGGCCCCGGCCGGCGAGGCCCCCGCCCCCGCCAUCGCCCCCUACGACCCCCGCUUGCUGACCGCCGGCGGGGUGGGCAAGGGCGGCGGCCAGAGCAGCGUGCUCAGUGGCAUCAGCCUGUACGACCCCAGGACCCCCGGCCCGGGCAGCAAGGCGGCUGCGGAGCCCCCCUCCGAGGGGAGCGGCCCCCUGCCCAAGGGCCCGGAUGGCAGCGCCAAGAGCGGCGCCAAGCCCAAGGAGCCGCCGUUCGUCCGCAAGUCGGCACUGGACCAGCCAGAGGCCGAGAAGCCGGGCCCCGACCCAGCCACCGACCGCUACAACAGUUACAACAGGCCACGCCCCAAGGCCCCUAGCGCCUCCGCCGCAGCCACGCCAGCCUCUGCCCAGGAGGCCGCCCCGCAGCCCGGCGUGCACAGCCUGCCCGUGCCCACCCUUUUCGGCCCCGUGAAGCAGGCCACCAAGCCUGGCACCGGAAGCCCGUUCGCGGGCAAUAGCCCCGCGCAGGAGGGUGAGCAGGACGCUGCUUCUCUGAAAGAGGUUUUUAAAGGCUUCGAUCCCACCGCGUCCCCAUUCUGCCAGUAGCGUGACUAGGCACUUGGCCGGGGUGGUCUUCCUCCGGGACGGGGUUGGGAGCGGGCUGGGGGAUCCGGGGCACCCGGGCUGUUUUUAAAUCUGCACAACUCGCCGGGUCUGGCCCGCUGAAGUUAAAGGCCCUUGGUGUCCGGCAGCCUCGUCCCGGAAUCCCCUCGUCCUGUGCCCUGACACCUUGGCUUUCCGAUUUUUGUAGCCCAAGCUCCUGCUGCCUUGUGGCUGUGGGGGGGGACCCCGUCCCC
Molecule: messenger RNA, 4091 nt
Organism: Tachyglossus aculeatus (Australian echidna)
Lineage: Eukaryota; Metazoa; Chordata; Mammalia; Monotremata; Tachyglossidae
Gene: ZC3H4
Product: zinc finger CCCH-type containing 4
Biological process (GO): negative regulation of DNA-templated transcription
Cellular component (GO): nucleus
Molecular function (GO): metal ion binding; RNA binding
Source: RefSeq, a predicted model, not a curated record